Molecule: messenger RNA, 3965 nt
Organism: Hipposideros armiger (great roundleaf bat)
Lineage: Eukaryota; Metazoa; Chordata; Mammalia; Chiroptera; Hipposideridae
Gene: ZER1
Product: zyg-11 related cell cycle regulator
Exons: 14
Coding region: 740-2359 (539 amino acids)
Cellular component (GO): Cul2-RING ubiquitin ligase complex
Molecular function (GO): protein binding
Source: RefSeq, a predicted model, not a curated record
GGACCCGAACCCAAGGUCUCACAAGCGGGACCCCCGCCCCCCCAGAGGCCAGGAACAGCCCCUAAGGCACGUGCUCACCACUGGGGUGGGGGCCCCAUCCGCUCCCUCCUCCCCCAGCACGCGCGGGUCUACUGUCCCGGAGACAGGGGACCCCGGAACCUUCCGCGGCCGCCGCCUGCGUUCGCCGUGGGACCCUUCGGAGGCACCGGUUCGCUGUUGCUAAGGGGCGGCCCCGGAAGUGACGCGCCCGGGGUUUGUUGACAGCGGAGGCGGCGGCGGCUGCAGGCUCCGAGCCGUAGGAGCCGGAUCGGGGGAGGGGCCGGGCCCCGGAGCAAGCACCCGGCGGCCCGCAGCCCUAAGGGCAAGGUAACGGCCACGGGGUCCCCCCGGCGCGACUCCCUCCCGCCCGGAGCUCCCGCCCCUGGGAUCCCAAGCUCCGCCCCGCCGACCCCCGUGUCUCCGAGACCCCGGCCCUAGCCUGACGAGGUCCCCUGCCGGCCCGGGCCGUAUCCUCUACUCCUCCUCGCCGAGGAAGCAUCCCGUCCGCUCCAGGAGCCAGGGGAUGCAUCUGCGUCCUACCCCUUCCCCUCCUGCCUCCGGAGCCUCAGCAUCGCCUCAGCAUCGCUGCUGCAACCACUUGCACAGGCUGUGGCUCUGCCAAUGAUCCUGUGAGUGUUAAGGCCUCACUGUCGCCCCUGGAGGCCCCUGUCCUGGAGUGGCCCACCUGCCUGUCCCCAGCAUGGCGUCCGACACGCCUGAGUCCCUAAUGGCCCUCUGCACCGACUUCUGCCUACGCAAUCUGGAUGGCACCUUGGGCUACCUGCUGGAUAAGGAGACUCUGCGGCUACAUCCAGACAUCUUCCUGCCCAGCGAGAUCUGUGACCGACUUGUCAAUGAGUAUGUGGAACUGGUCAACGCUGCCUGCAACUUUGAGGCAGCCCUGGGCCCUGGGCCACUGACCCCAGCACCCUCUUCCCCCAGCAUCGAGCCUUCCAAGAGCAGCAUCAUGCCUUUCCGGGCUCUGAAGAGGCCACUGCAGUUCCUUGGGCUCUUCGAGACCUCCCUGUGCCGCCUCACUCACAUUCCAGCCUACAAAGUAAGUGGUGACAAAAAUGAGGAACAGGUGCUGAACGCCAUCGAGGCCUACACGGAGCACAGGCCCGAGAUCACCUCACGGGCCAUCAACCUGCUUUUUGACAUCGCACGCAUCGAGCGUUGCAACCAGCUUCUGAGGGCCCUGAAGCUGGUCAUCACGGCCCUCAAGUGCCACAAGUAUGACAAGAACAUUCAAGUGACGGGCAGCGCCGCCCUCUUCUACCUGACCAACUCGGAGUACCGCUCAGAGCAGAGCGUCAAGCUGCGCCGGCAGGUCAUCCAGGUGGUGCUGAAUGGCAUGGAAUCCUACCAGGAGGUGACGGUCCAGCGGAACUGCUGCCUGACGCUCUGCAACUUCAGCAUCCCCGAGGAGCUGGAAUUCCAGUACCGCCGGGUCAACGAGCUCCUGCUCAGCAUCCUCAACCCCACGCGGCAGGACGAGUCCAUCCAGCGCAUCGCCGUGCACCUGUGCAACGCCCUGGUCUGCCAGGUGGACAAUGACCACAAGGAGGCCGUGGGCAAGAUGGGCUUUGUUGUGACCAUGCUGAAGCUGAUUCAGAAGAAACUGCUGGACAAGAUAUGUGACCAGGUGAUGGAGUUCUCGUGGAGCGCCCUGUGGAACAUCACGGACGAGACGCCCGACAACUGUGAGAUGUUCCUGAACUUCAACGGCAUGAAGCUCUUCCUGGACUGCCUGAAGGAAUUCCCAGAGAAGCAGGAGCUGCAUCGGAAUAUGCUGGGACUCUUGGGGAACGUGGCAGAGGUGAAGGAGCUGCGGCCCCAGUUAAUGACGUCCCAGUUCAUCAGUGUCUUCAGCAACCUGCUGGAGAGCAAGGCUGAUGGAAUUGAGGUUUCCUACAAUGCCUGCGGCGUCCUCUCCCACAUCAUGUUUGAUGGGCCUGAGGCCUGGGGCAUCUGUGAGCCCCAGCGGGAAGAGGUAGAGGAGCGCAUGUGGGCAGCCAUUCAGAGCUGGGACAUCAACUCACGGAGAAAUAUCAACUACAGGUCGUUUGAGCCAAUUCUUCGCCUCCUUCCCCAGGGCAUCUCCCCUGUCAGCCAGCACUGGGCCACGUGGGCCCUGUACAACCUCGUGUCUGUCUACCCGGACAAGUACUGCCCCCUGCUGAUCAAAGAAGGUGGGAUGCCCCUUCUGAGGGACAUGAUCAAGAUGGCGACCGCACGGCAGGAGACCAAGGAGAUGGCCCGAAAGGUGAUUGAGCACUGCAGUAACUUUAAAGAGGAGAACAUGGACACGUCUAGAUAGAGGCUUCCGCCCCUACGGCCAUCACUGCUCUGGACCACGAGGCCAGCAGGAAGCACUCAAGCAGCCCAGAUGGCAGACUUCCACCCGGGAGCCUCCCACUGGAUGAAGGGACACAGGGGACUUUUGCACAACCGACGCUUUUCCUUAACAUUAGUGAGAUAUAUAUAUUAUAUAUAUAUAUAUUAUUUUUUUUUUGGUUAGGAAGUGUGAAGUUUUGUGUGUAUGAUUUCUGUACAAAAACAAAAGAAACACUCCCUGAGUCCUUGCCGCUUCCUUGGCCAUUCUCAAGCCCCAACUCAAAGCCUUCAUCGCUGCCACACUCACUCCUCCCCCCGCCAGACUAAAUGCCUCUAACAUUGUGAGUGUCCAGUCCUUUCCCAGUAACCUCAGACCCUGGCCUUGCCUCCUAUUAGGAGAGGCAGCAGGCUUUUAACAGCCCACUUCAGCACCCUAACCCACCCGCCAAAGCCUGAGAACCUCAUCUGGGGUCCUGGGGGCAGCUGAUGGGGUUUAGUGGGGAUUAAAACUAACCCCAGUGGGUUUCCCAAAUGCCUUGGUGCUCCCGGCUGUGGGCCAUCUGGGGCAAGGAAGGGAGCCGUGCCUAGGCCCAGGCCCAGGCAGCCGCAGCCCCAGAGGACCCUUGAGAAGCGGGGCUCACGGUGGCCCUACUGCUCUCUGGCCAGGCCUGCCUGAGGCCACGCUGCUAUGGAGGCUGCCUCCUAGUCUCCCACCAGGUCCCAGGCUGUUGAAGGCCCCAGCCCAGGGCUGGUCAGAACUCGGGCAGAUUCCACUGCCCCUUCUGCCAAACGUACCCAGAACCGGCCCCUGGCUCCGGAAGCCAGCACCUUCUGGGGCCAGGGACUUCCUCCCUUAUUCCCCAGCCCUUCAUCUGCCCACAGACCCAAGGUGCCCAGGCACCCCACCAGCAGAACUGAGCCUGCCUCAUUCGCCCUGCCUGCCCCACUGCCCAGAGGACCCCACAUCUCUCAUAGGCAGGAGUUCCCCAUGCCAGCCUUUCCCGCAGCAGGCAGCAGGCAGAUACCCCCAGACCACAUGGCACAGCCUGCAGUGGAGACCCUCCUGCCCUGCCCCCCGGCUUUACCUUGGAAACCUCUGGGCUGUGUUUCAGAGAAGCGUGAGCCCCGAAUGUAUCUCAGAAUCUCUUGUCCUCCCUCAUCGGAACGCCGAACUGCUUCUGGUAGACAGACAGGAGUGAGGAGGCCCCUCCAGAACUAGGGGCCAGGGCGCGCGGUGACUCCGCAGGCAGCCCCUGGGGCAUGCUUUUCUUCCCUCCUCCUUCCCUGGGCCUGUUUUGGGGUUCUCCUAGCACUUCUGCCUCCAGGUGGAACACGCUAGAGGAGCAGCCCAGGGGAGAGGCACCUGGCCUUUUUCUCCUGGAGUCUUUCUCUCCCAGCCCUGGGCAGGGGCAGCUGCCCAGCUUUUCCCCCAGCUUGACAGACAGGCCACAGCUGCCCCUCCCUUCCAUGCUCAUGUGGCCUGAGCCAGACCCCAGGCAGAGCUCACAACUCAUUGCUUUACCACCUGGGGCCUGGAUGAAUGUCUGUACUUUGGGAUGUCAAAGAAAUACAUUUUUGUGCAAAGUGGA